CGCUCUAGCUUGUAGCGCAGACUCGCCGCUUACUCUCGGCUUCUUCACCAUUUCACCGGAACGUGUGUGCCGCGCGCGCGACAGCGAGCAACAGAGAUAGGAGUAGAAAUGGUGGUUCGCUCCCUGGACAACGUGGUGAUAAAGUCCCCGACGGAUCGACGAUCCUAUCGAGUCCUACAUCUCCCCAACGGCCUCACAGCGGUUCUCGUUCAUGACCCCGACAUAUUCCCCGACGGCGCCCUGCAGGGUGAUUCCGAAGCGGAUACCCGAACCCAAGCCCUAGUUUCAGAUGACGACAGUAUGGAGGACGAUGACAACUCUGACGAUGAAGAAGACAAUGAAGGUUACAGCGAAGACGAAGAAGAGGAGGAAGACGAAGCAGGUGAUGGAUGCGAGAGCAAAGGAUGGACAAAGAAGAGUGCCGCUCUCACCAAAAAGGCUGCCGCUGCAAUGUGUGUUGGAAUUGGAAGCUUCUCUGAUCCUGAUAAGGCACAGGGUCUGGCACAUUUUUUAGAACACAUGCUUUUUAUGGGGAGUUGUGAAUUUCCUGAUGAAAAUGAGUAUGAUAGUUACCUUUCGAAGCAUGGAGGUUCCAGUAAUGCCUACACUGAGACCGAGUACACUUGCUACCACUUCGAAGUUAAUCAUCAGUUUCUCAAAGGAGCUUUAGAAAGAUUUUCUCAGUUUUUUGUAUCACCCCUAGUUAAGGCUGAAGCUAUGGAACGGGAAGUGUUAGCAGUUGAUUCUGAGUUCAACCAAGUUUUGCAAAGUGAUAGCUGCCGUCUUCUGCAACUUACUUGCCAUACAUCUACACCUGGUCACCCAUUUAACAGAUUCUUCUGGGGAAAUAAGAAAAGCUUGGUUGAUGCGAUGGAAAAUGGAGUUAAUCUGCGGGAGGAAAUCUUGCUAAUGUAUCGGGGAAACUAUCAUGGGGACAUAAUGAAACUUGUGGUUAUUGGAGGAGAGUCACUUGAUAUCCUCGAGAAAUGGGUAGUAGAACUUUUCAGCAAUGUUAAGAAAGGCAACUCGGUGAGGGCCAUUAUUGGAUGUGAUAUUCCUGUAUGGAAGUCUGGUAAACUUUAUAGAGUUGAAGCUGUCAAAGAUGUUCAUGUACUAGAGUUGUCAUGGAGUUUACCCUGCCUUCAGAAGGAAUAUCUCAAAAAACCAGAGGAUUACUUGGCACAUCUUCUCGGGCAUGAAGGCAGUGGCGGCCUAUUUUUUUUGCUUAAAGCUAAAGGUUGGGCAACAUAUUUAUCUGCUGGUGUUGGUGAUGAAGGCAUGUACCGUUCUUCAAUUGCUUAUGUGUUUGUCAUGUCAGUCAAUUUGACAGAUUCUGGAGUAGAAAGGAUAUAUGAAAUUGUUGGAUUUUUGUACCAAUACAUCAAAUUGCUUCGUCAAUCUGGUCCACAAGAAUGGAUAUUCAAGGAACUACAAGACAUAGGAAACAUGGAAUUCCGAUUUGUUGACGAGCAGCCUCAGGAUGAUUAUGCUGCAGAACUUGCAGAGAAUUUACAUUUUUAUUCUGAAGAACAUAUCAUUUAUGGGGAUUAUGCUUUUGAGCAGUGGGAUCCAAAAUUGGUAGAAUAUAUCUUGAGCUAUUUUUCCCCGAAAAACAUGAGGAUCAACGUGUUAUCAAAGUUUUUCAACAAGGAAUUACAGGGCGGCCUAUGUGAACCAUGGUUUGGAACAUCAUAUGUCGAGGAAGACAUCCCCUCAUCCAUUCUUGAAAUUUGGGGCGAUCCUCCCCAAAUAGAUCCAUCUCUGCACUUACCUUUGAAGAAUGAGUUUAUUCCUGAGGACUUCUCUCUUCGCAAUGCAAAAAUAUUGCAUAAUUCAAUUGAUAAAAAUUAUCCAAAAUGCAUCAUCGACAACCCGUUUAUAAAAUUAUGGCACAAAAUUGACCUGACUUUCAAUGUUCCUAGGGUAAAUGCUUAUUUCUUGAUUACUCUGAAGGAUGGUUAUAGCAGUCUAAGGACUUGCGUAUUAACAGAACUGUUUGUAAGUCUUCUUAAAGAUGAGCUAAAUGAGAUAAUAUACCAGGCUGGAGUUGCCAAGUUGGAUGCAUCAUUGACAAUUAUAGGCGACAAACUUGAGCUUAAGCUGAAUGGCUUUAAUGAUAAGCUGUCAACCCUUUUAUCUAAAAUAUUGACUAUCUCUUGGUCUUUCUCACCAAAAAUAGAUCGAUUCAAGGUUGUCAAAGAGAACAUGGAAAGAGCCCUAAAAAAUGCCAAUAUGAAGCCUUUGAGUCAUUCUUCAUACUUGAGAUUACAGGUUCUACGGGAAAAGUUCUGGGACGUAGAUGAGAAGCUGGCUUGCCUUGUUAAGCUCUCUCUUUCUGAUUUGGAGGCAUUUAUUCCGAUUCUUCUAUCUGAGCUACAUGUUGAAGGGCUCUGCCAUGGAAAUUUGUCGGAGGAUGAGGCAACCAUUAUAUCAGAUAUUUUCAUUAAUACCUUUUCUGUGAAACCUCUUCCUCUAAACUUGUGUAAUCACAAUCGUGUUCUUUGUCUCUCAUCAGAAGAAAAUCUGAUUAGAAGCAUGCCCGUGAAAAAUGACGUCGAAGUGAAUUCGGUUGUUGAGCUUUAUUUUCAAAUUGAACAAGAUAAAGGAUCAAAAGCCACCCAGUUGAGAGCCAUGACAGAUCUCUUCAGCAAUAUAAUUGGAGAACCUUGUUUUAAUCAACUAAGGACAAAGGAGCAGCUUGGUUAUGCUGUUGAGUGUGGUCCACGGAUGACAUAUCGUGUGUUAGGUUUUUGCUUCUGCGUUCAAUCAUCCAAUUAUAAUCCUUGUUAUUUGCACCAGAGGAUUGAUAACUUUAUUGGUGGUCUUCGUGAUUUACUGGAGAAGCUUGAUGACGAAACCUUUCAGAACCAUAAAAAUAGCCUGAUUGCAAACAAGUUGGAGAAAGACCCAUCUCUUUCAUAUGAAACUGGACGCUACUGGUCACAAAUUGUGGACAGAAGGUAUCAAUUUGACAUGCCAGAGCAAGAAGCUGAAGAGCUCAAAGCAAUUUCAAAAAGUGACCUUAUAAACUGGUACAACACAUACUUUGCACCCUCAUCCCCAAAGUGCCGGCGACUCGGGAUUCAUUUGUGGGGAUGCAACUACAAGUUAAGCGAGGAAGGCCGAACAGAAUUCAAGUUUGGAAAAAUUAUUGGCGACAUUUCCUCCUUGAAGCUGUCCUCUAAGUUCUACUCUAGCCUUUGUUGACAUUAAUGCUUGGAGAUGUCAAGCAAUGUUUGCAAAUGUUCGAAAAAUAAGAAGGGAAAUUU
Molecule: messenger RNA, 3269 nt
Organism: Phalaenopsis equestris
Lineage: Eukaryota; Viridiplantae; Streptophyta; Magnoliopsida; Asparagales; Orchidaceae
Product: nardilysin-like
Exons: 19
Coding region: 109-3207 (1032 amino acids)
Biological process (GO): proteolysis
Cellular component (GO): cytosol
Molecular function (GO): metalloendopeptidase activity; metal ion binding
Source: RefSeq, a predicted model, not a curated record